This is a messenger RNA of Mesocricetus auratus (golden hamster), 4524 nucleotides long. It is a transcript of the gene Znf185, whose product is annotated as zinc finger protein 185 with LIM domain. The transcript has 22 exons. NCBI's taxonomy places the organism in Eukaryota, Metazoa, Chordata, Mammalia, Rodentia, Cricetidae. The record is from RefSeq and is a predicted model, not a curated record. The coding region runs from base 668 to 2503 and encodes 611 amino acids.
CUUACAGACAUAAAACUGAGGCAGUCCAGAGAAAUUAACUGAUUUAACCAAGAUCUGACAGCUACUAAGGUGUAAGAGAGAUGGUCCAAUCCUAAACCAACCCCAGGUGGUUCCCUGAGCCCUCAUCCUAUGACUAAGUCAUCUGCCUAUCCAUAAAGGUGUUUUGCUUGAAAUGUGCUUCAAUCCUACCCUCUCAGUUCCACAGUACUGGCUCAGCUCCAUAGUAGUCUCCAUGACACUGUUGGAGUUUCUUUGCUGCAAGCUCUCUUUCCCAGAGUCUUUCCAUUAGCACUAAUGGUCAGCCUUUAAUAACAGACUAUAACAGACAGUGACAUCCCACAAGUUCCAUAUUCUCCAGUUGAGCAGCCCUGGCUCUACAGAUAGGUGUGGCAUUCAGCUGUGGAAUGUGUGCUUAUUCCCUGGCCUCUCUCUACAUUCAGAAUUCUACUGACUCUUGCCACUUCUGCUACCUGAAGGGAAAUCUGCUAACAUCAUAAAGGACCUCUAUGAGUUCAUUUUCUGUUAUUAUGAUGCAGUACCUGAGGCUGGGUGUUUUACAGAAGAAAGAUACUCAUUUAGUUCUGGAGUCCCAAUGGCAUGGUUUCAGCAGUGCCUUAGCUCAGGAGCCCACUGAAUCCACUAAUAACACAUUUGAAAACCAAACAUCAUGAAUAUCUCAACAUUAGGAGAUAAUGGAAAAGGGAAACCUUUGCCAUCCGGUGAAGAGGAGCGCAAUAAUGUCCUAAAACAAAUGAAAGUACGAACUACACUGAAGAGCGACAAGAGCUGGAUCAUCAAGCAUGAAGACUCAGAGGAUCGUACUACACAGCUUCCUUCAGGACAAACCCGUGCAACAUCCUUUUCAUCAGUUGGAGAGGUAUCAAACACCAGGACUCCAAACACAAAGGCUCCCACUGGUUACAUCAUCCGGGGAGUGUUCACCAGAACAAUAGACAGCUCUUCUCACUCCCAAAAGCACCUCUCUAAGAGCAAUGGAGCUCCAAGAAGGGCAUCGUACAACAUCAGGUGCAGCUCCACAUCAGGAACUGAGGAAGAGGAGGUAUCCUUCACCUCAGAUGAACAGAAACAGAGAUCACAAGCUGCAAGCAGUGUUCUAAGGAAGACAGCCUCACGGGAGCACUCUUAUGUCCUCUCGGCAGCUAAGAAGAACACUGGCAGUCCUACCCAGGAGCUGCAGGCCCCAUUUAUCGCAAAGAGGGUUGAUGUGGUGGAUGAUGACGUGCCUCCUGAGAAAAAGCAAGAGCCACCUAGUCUAGCAGGACCUGUUUCUGGCCUAAGCAGUAUGAAUAGAGGCAGAACCCAAUUGUCUCAAGCAAUUCGUAUUGAGUGCAUGCCAAGUGUGCCCAGCCCCUCUGGAAGCCAGGAAUCCAGCUUGAAAACUGAGGAGAUCAUCCGCUUGCAAAUCACAACCCCCAGAGCAGGACUCCACCUAGUGGCCUCAGACCAGGAAACCCUGAGAUCAGCUUCACAGUUGAAUGAUGGCCAUGAGGAGCCAGGAGCCACAGAAUCCCCACCAGAAGGUCUGACUGGAGCAGGCAUUGGCACAGAGAAAAGAGGGUCUGACAUGAUGAUACGUUCUUCCCUGGAUAACAAGAAGCUCGGCAGUGCAGCAGACCUGGAAAAUGAAAAGACAGACCCCAAAGGCUCCUCAGCUGAUCGUGAGGUGAAUGUGACCACCAAGACCAUUGAGGCCUGUCAGGAGACAGCUGGUGCUACAGACGGAGGCCAGGAAAACGCAGCCAUGGCCACUGAAAGUUCUGCAGAUCCCAGCACCCCAGAGCUCAAGAGCAGCCCCAGUGCACCCAAUCAGCUCACUGAAUUUGAAGCCUGUGCUAGCAGCUCAGAGUCCCAACUCAUGUUGCCACCCCAAUUCAAGGAGAAUCUUCUUUCCUCAAUUCAGUCUCUGUGGAUACACUCCCAUAUAUAUGCCCAGAGUACUCCAGCUGCUAGUGAUGAGAACAAUGCAGCCCCCAAGAUCAUCGAGUCCUGGCAGGAGACACCCGAGGCCCCUCAAGGAGGCCAAGAACACGGAGCUGUGGCGAAUCAACAACUUGCAGAUCCCAGUACCCCAGAGCCAGAGAGCAGCCCCAGCGGACCUGAGCAGCAAAUCAAACUGGAUGAUAGUACCAACAACAAAGGGAUUCUCUUCGUGAAGGAAUACAUGAAUGUUAGUGAAGUGCCUUCUGGAAAGCCAGUGUUUUCACACUAUGGCAGUACCAGCAACACUGAGGACUCAUUGGAGAAGAACCCCGCACAUGAAGGCAUACCACCCUCCGAGAGAGCAACUGAAGGGGUCUGUACUUACUGCAGCCAUGAGAUCCGAGACUGUCCAAAGAUUACACUUGAACAUCUUGACAUCUGCUGCCAUGAGUACUGUUUCAAGUGUGGAAUUUGCAAUAAACCGAUGGGUGAUCUCCUAGAUCAGAUCUUCAUUCAUCGUGAUACCAUCCACUGUGGGAAAUGCUAUGAGAAGCUCUUCUAGGCUGAACAGAAGCUGAUGAGCCCCAGAUGCAUUUGGCUGUGUACUUACCCCAAAUUGUUGGUUCUUCUUAAACUUACAUCUGCCAACUGAAGUAACACAUCUAGUAUUGUGUCUCAAUGAUGUUAUAAUUACAUGUAUAUAGUCUCAGUCUUUUAUACCCUAGAGAUUCAAAUCCACAUCUCAGUUGAUCCCAGGAUGAAGGACUCCACUUUGACUUCCCUAAGAUUUAUUGGCUCUCUAAUGAGUGCAGAUGACCGACCUGGUAUGUUAAGACAUGGGCACAAGUGUCGGUAUCAGUGUAUGCAAACUUUUGGAGGCUUCUGAGGAGCCAAACCAAAUGCUGUUGACGAUCCCUGGUAGGGAAAUUAUAGGCAUUGAAUGCUAAAGGUUGGCAAUAGGCUAAUGUUUAGCUUGUCUAUUCAUUCUCUCUCUCUCUCUCUCUCUCUCUCUCUCUCUCUCUCUCUCUCUCUCGGUGUGUGUGUGUGUGUGUGUGUGUGUGUGUUUCUCAUACAAUUUUAAAAUAGUUGUUUUUAUAUUAUUAUGUAGCAGACUUAAAUUACCUCCUCCCAUUUUUCUUUGAGUUUUUCCAGUCAGGUAUGUCAGUACAUAUUGGAAAGUUUACCCAGGUUUAAAUUUGGUAAGAUACAGUAUUAGGAGGCUUACACCAAAAGGGCAAUCUGUGUCUAUUUGAAUUUUGGUAGCUAGUUCAAGUCUUUAUCCUCAGUAUCCUGAUUCCUGGAGUUACUUAUAAAAUCUCUGAACUGCUUUUAGGGUAUAUAGAUCCCAAAAAAGUCAAUAAGAGAACAGAUAAGGUUUCUUGAGACCUCACCACACACCAGGCAUUACCACAAAGCAUUGGCUUUUAAUCUCUUUAAUAGUCUCUAAGAUAUUCUCAUUUUAGAAAUGAAGAUAGUAAUGCUUGGAGGAGUGGGAAGUAUCCUAUAGAACCACUAUUGUCUCUCUGGAGCCCAUACUUUCUUCAGAAGCAAUAAUCAUUGUAACACUGACCUAGUACUGAACAUGUGCCAGGCACUGUGUGGAGGGUCCCUAUGCCUACAAUGAAAUACUGCCCUGAGGCACACUGUUAGACAUGGGAAAAGUGUGAAUCUUGGAUCCCUCCUUGAAGCACUACAGUAAUCUGAUUGCUAUCCAGUGAGUGGUGCAGUAGACUCUCUGUCCUGAGCAUACAGUGACCUGUUUUCUGCCCUGACUAUGUUUCAAACCAACAUCAACUUCUAGGUCCCCAGAUACUCAAAGCACUAAAAGCUGAUGUCUGGCCGAGCAGAGGCAGGUUCAUCCCUGCAGUCUGCUAAUACGCUGCCCUGAUUCAACUUCACCCUGCUGCCUUUGGGUGCAGCAUUAAAUUGUAAGCUCCUUGAAAGGAAAAAUAGCCUUCAAGAUUUGGGGAUGCAAAAUGGAGGUCUCUUCAUUUGAUUUACUUAUAAAAUAGCUCUUCCCUUUCUUUAGACUCUGAACCCUAAGGACAUUUGAGUAUGGACUUGUUCCUCCUAUGAAGUAAUCAGAGAAGAACAUUCUAUUUAUUUGCACAUUUAUCUGCUGCAUGUACUCUGAAGGAAGGAGUACAGUAUGCCACACCCCUACACUAAUUUUUAACUAGUCUUUCUCAAGUCCAUCUCUAGCAUGGGACUUGGCAGAUGGUAGGCAAUAACAUAUGGGUGCCAAAUGAAUUAGUAAGAGAAAAGUGAGUCACUCCUUUGGUUAGAGGUGUUACCUGGGAGUUUCAGUGCAGGCCCAAGGUGGGAUGGUUUCUCCACCUCAAAGGUGUACUCUGCCAUUUAAGGAAGUUUACAAAUAUGGAAGAUACUCAAAGAUGGCUUGCAAUAUUAGUAUUGAUUUGAAUCCAAAAUAGUCCUUUUGUGUCUUAAAAGACAAAAGAAUCUGCAGUUAAGAGAGGGAUGGUUUGCAUUAUUUUGCUUCUUUUUAAUUGCUUAGUGUUUCUAGUUAUAUUUGCUUAAUCCACAUUAAUGUAUACAAAUUAUAAUAAAUGUUAAGAUAUCACA